Messenger RNA from Helobdella robusta, 3040 nucleotides. RefSeq lists its product as hypothetical. The record is from RefSeq and is a predicted model, not a curated record. The transcript has 13 exons. The coding region runs from base 1 to 2157 and encodes 718 amino acids. Gene Ontology annotation, molecular function: zinc ion binding; protein binding. NCBI's taxonomy places the organism in Eukaryota, Metazoa, Annelida, Clitellata, Rhynchobdellida, Glossiphoniidae.
AUGGAAGAAGAACUUAAAUGCCCAAACUGCCUGCGCAUCAUCACCAACCCCGUCCUACUCACGACUUGUCAGCACUGCGUCUGCCUGGACUGCGCCACACGACUGCAGAUGCCCCUGCCCAUGCCCCUCGUCUCCACACCCUCCCUCCUCACCUCCAAGACCCUCAAUGACUCGGGGAUCAUCGUCGGUGGCUAUGAAACGGGCAGCAUCUUCAGCGAGACCGACUCGGGAGUUGUUUGCAGUCGGCCCGACAGCUACAUAGCCAUCGGUAACGGAGCAACCGCCCAAGUAGCCAUCACCUGCCCACUCUGCUUCAACGUCACCUACUCUGACGACAAGGGGGCCCUUAGUUUGCCGCGGGCUAAAACAUUGCUGGCCAUCUCAACGCGUUACAGAGAAAACAAACAACUACGUGUUGCUUGUCAGAUUUGCAACGGUAGCAGCAGCAGUCAACAUUUGAAACCAGCUUCAAAAAUGUGCAAGGAGUGUGAGACCUUCUACUGCGACGACUGCUGCAAGAUCUACCACACGAUGGAGAAGCACGAGUUGAUGGCGGCUGACGAGGCGAGGGAGUACUUGCUUAGGAGGGAGUGCCUGUGCAGCGACCACGCCGGCGAGCAGGCGAGCAUGUACUGCGUGCCGUGCAGAGUGUGCGUGUGCGAGCUCUGUAGGCAGCAGAACCACCUGCAACAUCAACUGCAACCCCUCCUCCAGGCCAGCAAGUCUCACAAGGCGGAACUCUCACAAAUGUUACACAGUCUCUCUGAGAAGGCCAAAUCUGGCACCGAGUUCAUCGCCAGACUCAAAGGACUGCAAGAGAAAGUUGAAGAAACAAGCAGUGACUUCGAGCAGACAGUCCUCAGGCAGUGCGACCAACUGAUCGAGGCCAUCAAGCAACACAAACGGAAGUUAUUAUCUACAAUCCAGUCUGAAAAAUCCCAAAAGCUCCAAACCUUCAAGAAUCAGAUGGUCCAGUGUUCAGGGAAAGUGCAGAAAACAACCGGACUUCUGCAGUUCAGCAUUGAGGUGCUCAAGGAAAAUGACCCGGUUUCAUUUCUACAGAUUUCUUCCUCGCUUCUGAACAAAGUCUCAGAGGUCGACGCGAAUUUCGUAAAAGAAGUCGAGUUCGAACCGCGAGAAACCGCCGAAUUCGAAUACCGGAUAGAUUCGAGUCGAGUUUUGCGAGCCAUUGAAUCCCUGGAACUUGUACAGAUGAAAGCACCAGGAGUACCUCAAAUUUUAUUGGGUGAAUGUAGCGGGGAGAGCAACACGAUCACCAUCGUCUGGCAAGCCAAUCAGAUCAGGGGUGGCCACCCAGACGGCUACAACCUCGAAAUUGAUGACGGAAAUUCUGGGGCUUUUAGGAAAGUGUUCGCGGGUAAAGAAACGAUCUGCACGAUAGAGGGUCUCCACUUUGACACCCCCUACAGGGCCAGGGUCAAGGCCUUCAACGUCGCGGGGGAUAGCGGGUACAGCCAGUGCAUCACUCUGAGAACUUCGAGAGUUGCCUGGUUCACAUUCGACGCUUGCCACACUUCCGGUGACGUCCAACUGACCAACAACAACAUGACCGCCUCUUGCUCGUCUUUCGAAGAUAGAGUCGUCCUAGGCAGUGUUGGUUUCGUGAGGGGCGUGCAUUUUUGGGAGUACGUGGUAGACAGGUAUGAGAACAACAAGGACCCUGCCUUCGGGGUGGCCAGAUACGAUGUUGAUAAGCAUAAGAUGCUGGGCAAGGACGACAAGGGGUGGAGCACUUACCUGGACAACAAUCGCAGCUGGUUCAUUCACAACGGCCAACACGUGGGACGAACGCACGGUGGCAUAGGGGUGGGCAGUGUCCUCGGAGUCCUUCUUGACCUCGACCAGCAACAUCUCAGUUUCUUCUUAAACGGUGAAAGACACGGACCAAUAAUGGCUUUCACCGGCUUGACGGGGGUCUUCUACCCCGCCAUGAGUAUCAAUCGCAACGUUCAGAUCACAUUAAAUUCAGGACUUGAACCACCCUUGGUCAAUUUGGUAUCUCCCUCAAAUUUGGCACCUUCCACGAAUAAUAAUAAUAAUAAUAGUAGUUCAGGUUUUGCUAUGCAAACAGCGGCAGGUUGCAACAAUUUCCAAUUGAGGGGUGUUGACUGUUCGGAUAAGUCCAUUGCCGCAUAGAGGGGUGGACAAAAUAAAUGGAUGAAUAAAUAAAUGGAUGGAUGGAUGGAUGAACGAUUGAUCGAACAGACGAAUGAAUGAAUGGACGUGAAACUCAAAAUGUAAAUAAGUAUAUAUUUCACAUAUUUUUGUCAUCAGUUGCAUUUCUUCAAUAUGUUAAAUGUUUAUUUUUGUAUUCUAAAUUAAAUAUUAUUUCAGAUCUUUGUUUGUUUGUUUUCAAGUUUUCCAAUGUAGUGUAACAUUUUUUUUCUUUAAACAUCGCUCGGGCAAAGAUAUAACAAUCGUAUUAUUUCUAUGUAAAUAUUUUUGUGUCAAAUUAUUAAUGGAUGAAUGGAUGGUGGGAUGGAUGGAUGAGGAGAUGGAUGAAUGAAUGAAUGAAUGAAUGCUUUUUCUUAUUUGAAAUUCUUUUUUUUACGAUUUACACAAAAAUUUUAAAUUGGAAACUUGUAAAGUAACCUAGCACACCACAGUUACAACAGCACUGACACAGACAGACUGAUUUCAAAAUGUAUAUGCAAUUAUAUGAAAUUAUUAAAUAUAAUUAACGUUGUUAAUUGAUUAAUUAUCAAUUAAUUAAUUGAUUAAUCAUAUAUAAUUGAUUGGUUACGAUAAAUUUAUAUCUAAAAUGUCACAUAGACUUGAUGGAAUGCUUGUUACGCCAAAACAAUAUUGCGAAAUAAACGAAUGACCAAACGAAUGAAUGAAUAAAUAAAUGAAAGAAUGAUUAAUUGGUUGAUUGAUUGAAUGAAUGAAUGAGCGAAAUAAAUAUCAUAAAUAGUAAAAAAAAUAUAUCUAUUGUUAAUUGUAUUGCCUUUGUUAAUUGAUGUCAUUAAUGUUGAAAUUAUUAUUAUGUGAAGAAACGAAUAAAAUUCAUUGAAGCUGG